Molecule: messenger RNA, 396 nt
Organism: Porites evermanni
Lineage: Eukaryota; Metazoa; Cnidaria; Anthozoa; Scleractinia; Poritidae
Source: the annotation of a GenBank genome assembly
AUUCUUGACCUUGCUGGAACUCUGCAACCAGUGAGAUCACUGGAUGACAUUCCCAAGAUUGUUGCUUUAACCUCUCAUUGGUUUGUGUUAGGACGAGCCCAUUUAGCCCUGGAGAGGUUUCAGGAGGGGCUGUCGGCGCAUGGAGUGUUGGCAGCCACGAAAGAAUCUCCAGAUACCUUUCGUCUGUUGUUUUGCUAUACUCCUGAAGUGGUUACUACUGCAGAAAAUUUGGAAGGGUUGUUCACAGUUAAGACAAGUCCUGUUGGGUCAACCAAAGCAGUUACUGAAAGCCUUUUGCUCUCGCGUUGGAGUGACUAUUUGCAAGAUAUAGAAGACGGCGAGGAUUCCAUUCAUCUAAGCGACAUCUUAUUCUUUGCUACGGGGUGCAGAACCUAA